AUGGGGGAUCCAGGCCAGUCCCCUAGUCCCUGGUCCCCCCAUGGCAGUCCCCCAACUCUAAGCAUUCUCACUCUCCUGCUGCUCCUCUGUGGACAUGCUCAUUCUCAGUGCAAGAUCCUCCGCUGCAAUGCUGAGUAUGUAUCUUCCACUCUGAGCCUUAGAGGUGGGGGUUCACCAGGAGCCCUUCGAGGAGGAGGCCGGGGUGGAGGGGUGGGCUCCAGCGGCCUCUGCCGAGCCCUCCGCUCCUACGCGCUCUGCACUCGGCGCACGGCCCGCACCUGCCGCGGGGACCUCGCCUUCCAUUCUGCUGUGCACGGCAUCGAAGACCUGAUGAUCCAGCACAACUGCUCCCGCCAGGGCCCCACGGCCCCUCCCCCACCCCGGGGCCCAGCCCUUCCAGGCGCAGGCCCGGUGCGCUCCUCUGGUCCCCCAGCCCCGGACCCCUGUGACUAUGAAGGCCGGUUUUUCCGGCUGAACGGUCAGCCCCCAGGCUUCUUGCAUUGCGCCUCCUUCGGGGACCCUCACGUGCGCAGCUUCCAUCACCACUUUCACACGUGCCGUGUCCAAGGAGCUUGGCCCUUGCUGGAUAAUGACUUCCUUUUUGUCCAGGCCACCAGCUCCCCCGUGGCAUCGGGGGCCAACGCCACCACCACCCGGAAGCUCACCAUUAUAUUUAAGAACAUGCAGGAAUGCAUUGAUCAGAAGGUCUACCAGGCUGAGGUGGACAAUCUUCCCGCAGCCUUUGAAGAUGGUUCUAUCAAUGGAGGUGACCGACCUGGGGGCUCAAGUUUAUCCAUUCGAACUGCUAACCCUGGGAGCCAUGUGGAGAUCCGAGCUGCCUACAUUGGCACAACUAUAAUCAUUCGGCAGACAGCUGGGCAGCUCUCCUUCUCCAUCAAAGUAGCAGAGGAUGUGGCCAGGGCCUUCUCAGCUGAGCAGGACCUGCAGCUCUGUGUUGGGGGAUGCCCUCCAAGUCAGCGACUCUCACGCUCAGAGCGCAGUCGUCGGGGAGCUAUAACCAUUGAUACUGCCAGACAGCUGUGCAAGGAAGGGCUGCCAGUUGAAGACGCUUACUUCCAUUCCUGUGUCUUUGAUGUUUUAAUCUCUGGUGACCCCAACUUUACUGUGGCAGCUCAGGCAGCUCUGGAGGAUGCCCGAGCCUUCCUGCCAGACUUGGAAAAACUGCACCUCUUCCCCUCGGAUGCUGGUGUUCCUCUUUCCUCAGCCACCCUCCUAGCCCCACUCCUUUCUGGGGUCUUUGUUCUGUGGCUUUGCAUUCAAUAA
This is a messenger RNA of Eubalaena glacialis (North Atlantic right whale), 1284 nucleotides long. RefSeq names its product hemojuvelin BMP co-receptor (gene HJV). The record is from RefSeq and is a predicted model, not a curated record. Gene Ontology annotation, molecular function: coreceptor activity. The transcript is spliced from 3 exons. Gene Ontology annotation, biological process: BMP signaling pathway. Bases 1 to 1284 code for a protein of 427 amino acids. Gene Ontology annotation, cellular component: plasma membrane. NCBI's taxonomy places the organism in Eukaryota, Metazoa, Chordata, Mammalia, Artiodactyla, Balaenidae.